AUGGUGAAUUUGUUUGUCCCAUGGGCCCGUCUGCAAGCUGGCGCGUCGCCCCUCAUUCACUCCCGGCCGACCAGUGACCUCGGAAGAUACCUUGGCGGCUCUACAGCAAGCAGAGUCCGAAGAUGCUUGUCCUCUACCCAAUCGCACAGAGAUAACUCCUUUCCAUCUUUUCAGUCAGCAAACCGGCUAUCAGGGCGAACAUGCAUGGUCACCGGUGGCACAUCUGGCAUCGGCUUCGCCAUCGCUGAAAGGUUCCUGCAAGAAGGCGCAUCAACAAUCAUUCUGGUUGGCAGGUCAGAGCAACGGCUCCAAUUAGCGGCUACCAAACUUUCAAACUCCCACGGUGGGUCUUCAAAUAGAAAUGAGGCAACAGCUGUGUCAGACAAAGUCCGGCUUCUUGUUGGGGAUGUCGCAGAAGCAGGCGCGUGGAUGCGUGAACUGGAAAAGGAGAUGACAAAUGUUGAUGUCCUGGUCAAUGCUGCCGGAAUCUCAGUUUCUAGCAUUCUUCCUAAGGCUGAAUUGGCCGAUAUCUCUCGGAUUCUCCGCACAAACCUUGAAGGCGCGAUGCUGACCUCACGGGCCUUGAUGCGUGCGGCAAUUAGAAGUCGAAUCCGUAAUAAAAAGGUCUCAUCUGCCAUCAAUCCAGCCUCUUCAAAGUGCAUCAUCAACAUUUCCUCUCUACUUGCACUUAAGGCUGGAACUGGUGCGGUGCCAUACGCGGCAUCAAAAGCUGGCCUCUUGGGCCUAACACGAUCCUUGGCAGUUGAAGCCUCCGCAUCAAUGAAGGACGUGGUCAUUCGCUCCAAUGCAAUUGUUCCAGGGUAUAUUGAAACGCCAAUGAUUGCUGAUUUUACACCAGGGGAGGCUGAAAAGCUUAAAGCCAUGAUUCCCCUGCAACGAUUCGGCGAUCCAAGUGAGAUUGCGGAUGCAGCAGUCUUUCUAGCCCAGAACGAGUAUGCCAACAACUGCAUUCUGAACCUCGACGGGGGACUAAGUGCAGUCUAA
Messenger RNA from Penicillium macrosclerotiorum, 1005 nucleotides. Its product is annotated as SDR family NAD(P)-dependent oxidoreductase. Lineage: Eukaryota; Fungi; Ascomycota; Eurotiomycetes; Eurotiales; Aspergillaceae. Gene Ontology annotation, molecular function: oxidoreductase activity, acting on the CH-OH group of donors, NAD or NADP as acceptor. The record is from RefSeq and is a predicted model, not a curated record. The coding region runs from base 1 to 1005 and encodes 334 amino acids. The transcript is spliced from 3 exons.